Molecule: messenger RNA, 2455 nt
Organism: Sorghum bicolor (sorghum)
Lineage: Eukaryota; Viridiplantae; Streptophyta; Magnoliopsida; Poales; Poaceae
Product: folate synthesis bifunctional protein, mitochondrial
Exons: 3
Coding region: 359-1936 (525 amino acids)
Biological process (GO): tetrahydrofolate biosynthetic process
Molecular function (GO): dihydropteroate synthase activity; 2-amino-4-hydroxy-6-hydroxymethyldihydropteridine diphosphokinase activity
Source: RefSeq, a predicted model, not a curated record
AGCAAACGCCUCCUCCGCACUCGGCCCCGUGUGGACGGACACAGCCGCAGCCGGCAGUUCGCCGCCUUGCCCUGCUGCGAGCGAGCCUGCGAGCAAAGGGCCCUCCCACCCAACCAUCGCCGCCGCACGUCCGAGUGGACGCUUUGGGGGCUCCGCCGACGGCGCCACGGUACGUGCCUCCGCCUCUGCUUCCAUCAAAGGCAGGGGCAGCGGCUGCUGCCAGUCGAGACUUGAGAGGCCGAGGAAGGUCCGAGCAUCGGGAGAUCUUCGGGAUGUGAAGGAUUAAAGAUCAUGUGAAAGAUUCUGAGACUACAAUCGAUAUCAAGCGGUUGCUUUCUUACUUCUCAUAUGUUCAACCAUGCUCCUCCAUGCUAAGGAGUCGGUUAGGAAGAUGCAUUCAGUUGCUAAGAACUACUUUGUGUCUGAUCUUACUCAUCCUCCAAGAUCCUUGACCAGAGCUUCCAGACAUGUUGUUCCAUUCAAGGCCCGUUUGUCUACGCAAUGCUCACUUGAGGGCCGUUCAGUUGACCAAGAGAUUGUGAUUGCUAUGGGAAGUAAUGUGGGUGAUAGAGUCAGUACAUUCAACAGGGCAUUGCAGCUGAUGAAAAGCUCAGGCGUGAACAUCACUAGGCAUGCCUGUCUUUAUGAGACUGCCCCUGCUUAUGUGACUGAUCAGCCACGGUUUCUUAACUCUGCCAUUCGGGGCACAACUAGGCUCGGGCCACAUGAGCUUCUUAAAAUGCUAAAAGAAAUUGAGAAGGGUAUUGGACGCACUGGUGGAAUAAGGUAUGGCCCGAGACCUAUCGAUCUAGACAUACUUCUUUAUGGUAACUCCGAGAUUAAUAGUGAGACUCUAAUUGUGCCACAUGAGCGCAUCCAUGAGAGGUCAUUUGUUUUAGCACCUCUUGUUGACCUUCUAGGUGCAUCUGGUGACGAUGGUAUUGAAACAAGUUGGCACUCUCUCUCAAAGUGCAGUGGCGGUUUCUUUGAAUUAUGGAAUAAACUUGGGGGUGAGUCUAUGAUUGGAACAGAAAGCAUUAAAAGGGUAUUACCUGUUGGGGAUCGUUUGUUGGAUUGGUGCGAGAGGACCCUUGUCAUGGGGGUCCUUAAUUUGACACCAGACAGCUUUAGUGAUGGAGGUAAGUUUCAACAAGUGGAAGCUGCCAUUUCUCAGGCUAAGUUAUUAAUCUCAGAAGGUGCAGAUAUCAUUGAUAUUGGUGCUCAAUCUACCAGGCCCUUUGCAAAGAGAUUAUCUCCAAACGAGGAGCUUGAGAGGUUGGUUCCUGUUCUGGAUGUGAUUACAAAAAUUCCUGAGAUGGAGGGCAAGUUAAUCUCAGUGGAUACAUUCUAUGCAGAAGUUGCCAGUGAAGCUGUGAAAAGAGGAGCUCACAUGAUCAACGAUGUAUCCGGUGGACAGCUUGAUCCAAGAAUUUUUAAAGUUGCAGCUGAACUGGGAGUUCCAUAUGUUGCAAUGCACAUGAGGGGAGAUCCGUCAACUAUGCAAAGCGAACAAAAUUUACAGUAUGAUAAUGUCUGCAAGGAAGUUGCUUUGGAGCUAUACACACAGGUGAGAGAAGCAGAGUUAUCUGGGAUUCCAUUGUGGAGGUUAGUUCUUGAUCCUGGCAUUGGCUUCUCCAAGAAAUCUGGACAUAACCUUGAAGUAAUUAUGGGAUUGGAAUCCAUUAGGAGGGAGAUGGGAAAAAUGAGUAUAGGUGCUUCACAUGUGCCAAUAUUACUGGGACCUUCAAGGAAAAGAUUUUUGGGCGAAAUAUGCAAUCGUGCCAAUCCAGUUGAGAGAGAUGUUGCUACUGUUGCAGCUGUGACAGCUGGAAUUUUGAAUGGUGCCAACAUAGUAAGGGUCCAUAAUGCUGGAUAUGGUGCAGAUGCUGCAAAGGUUUGUGAUGCAUUGCGUAAGGGAAGAAGUUGCAAAAACUGAACUAUCUGAUCAAACAGAUACCAAACUCCAGUUAUAUACAAGAAAAAGGUGAGGUCAGAUAGUACUCUGCUGCUAAAUGGGAUUGUCAUUGUGAAGUAUCAUUGCUGUAAUGAACCAGAGAUAAUGUUUUUUCUUGUGUCAUCAUUUUUUCUAAAAUCUUCAAUGGAUCAUGGGUUCAACUUAGAUUAUUCGAAAGAGCAGCCAAGGAAUAAGGUCGCAGAAGCUGCUAGUGAAGUUGCAAAUACUUCUUUUGGUCCUAUUUAGAUGAUUUUGCUGAACUUUUUUUUCUAAUUUAAUAAUAUCAGAAGGACUCUGACAUUUUAGGAUUUGAAAUUGUCAAGUUCUACUAGUCUGAUUUAUCUGUAUCUCUUCUAGUUCAGACAUAUUUGAUUGAUUGGGCUUACACCAGCUUUCCUACUUCUCCCUGUAGCUUCAUCUUUUGUACCUUGAUGUACCCAAUAAGGAAACCUUAUAUACAACAAAUGCCAUAUGAUAUGCAAAGUCUCAACAAUUUGUCUA